Messenger RNA from Gigantopelta aegis, 749 nucleotides. Its product is annotated as desert hedgehog protein B-like. The record is from RefSeq and is a predicted model, not a curated record. Lineage: Eukaryota; Metazoa; Mollusca; Gastropoda; Neomphalida; Peltospiridae. Gene Ontology annotation, molecular function: patched binding; calcium ion binding. Bases 155 to 703 code for a protein of 182 amino acids. Gene Ontology annotation, biological process: smoothened signaling pathway; cell-cell signaling; regulation of gene expression. The transcript has 4 exons.
GGGUGCAUGUGUGUGUAGAGGCAGGGUAAUUGAGUGUGUUUUCGGCUGCAAUACGUGUCCUAACGUCUGCGGUUAUAAUGGUUGGAAAUGCUGUAAACCACCUGACGAUUGUUUUCCCGGUGAUGCUCGUCUCCUACUGGACAACGGCAACCUCAUGGAAAUGAGGGAUCUUAGAUCAGGACAUCGAAUUCUAACAGUGGAAGGUAGCCGGCAUGUGUUUUCUGAAGUACAAACCUUCUUACACCGAGAACCGUACAAGAACACGACUUAUCUGACCUUGACCACGGAGCAGGGAAACCAGAUGACGAUGACAGGAAACCACCUUCUCUUCGCUUCAACAAACAACCAAUCAACUGGCAUGGAAGCUAGAUCUGCGAGUUCUGUGAAAAAAGGAGAUUACAUUUUUUCUACAAAAUCGUGUCCACUUGGUCUCUGCCCAGAGCGAGUUGUCCAAAUCUCUUUCUCAACAAAACAAGGUCUGUACGUUCCACUGACGGACGCAGGGACUCUAGUGGUGGACGGAAUGUUUGCGUCGUGUUAUUCUUUCAUACAACACGACCUCGCUCACCUUUUCAUGGUACUCUUCCGCUCGUUUCCAUGGAUACUGGAACCAUGGCAGCAAGAUGGUUUUAGUCCAAUUCUGUCAAGUCUGCAAUAUUUGGGAACUGUAAUUUUUCCCACAAGUGUCCUUAGACUAGGCUAAAUGUUUGGUUCCACUCACAAACAUAAUUAAAAAGUGUUUGCACAAA